Danio rerio (zebrafish) is the source of this 1641-nucleotide messenger RNA. Its product is annotated as zgc:101583. The record is from RefSeq and is marked predicted. Gene Ontology annotation, molecular function: magnesium ion transmembrane transporter activity. NCBI's taxonomy places the organism in Eukaryota, Metazoa, Chordata, Actinopteri, Cypriniformes, Danionidae. Gene Ontology annotation, cellular component: membrane. Gene Ontology annotation, biological process: magnesium ion transport; magnesium ion transmembrane transport.
UCUUCCAGGAAGUUUAUUCACACAAGACUUAAAACGCCACCGAUGGACGAAACGAAGGCAAGAUGGAUGUUGCAAACCGCUCGGACUUUUACAUUGGUCUGGCGCUUGCUGUAAGCUCCACUAUCUUCAUCGGUGGCAGUUUUAUAUUGAAAAAGAAGGGGCUCCUACGUCUGGCAACAAAGGGCUCCACUAGAGCAGGUCAAGGAGGAUAUGCAUACCUGAAAGAAUGGUUGUGGUGGGCAGGACUAAUAUCAAUGGGAAUUGGCGAGGCUGCAAAUUUUGCAGCAUAUGCAUUUGCACCUGCUACAUUAGUAACACCACUGGGAGCACUGAGUGUAUUGGUCAGUGCGGUGCUCUCAUCAUAUUUCCUGAGUGAACGACUGAAUAUCCAUGGCAAGAUUGGCUGUUUGCUGUGCAUCUUCGGCUCUACGGUUAUGGUGCUCCAUGCUCCACAAGAGGAAGAAGUUGCUUCUUUAUCUGCAAUGGCAGAGAAACUCAAAGAUCCAGGAUUUAUUGCGUUUGCUGUCUGCAUCGUCGUGAGCAGCCUGGUCCUGAUUAUCUUCGUCGCUCCUCGCUAUGGUCAGAAGAAUGUUCUGGUCUACAUCCUCAUCUGCUCUGUCAUUGGUUCAUUAUCAGUGUCUUGCGUGAAAGGCCUCGGCAUCGGCAUCAAAGAGCUGUUUGGUGGAACGGCAGUACUCAAAGAUCCACUCUUCUGGGCUUUGCUCAUAUGCCUCGUGGUCUGCAUCAGCAUCCAGAUCAGCUAUCUAAAUAAAGCCUUGGACAUCUUUAACACCUCGAUAGUCACACCUAUUUAUUACGUCUUCUUCACCACAUCUGUCAUGGCCUGUUCAGCCAUUUUGUUUAAAGAGUGGCUUCGGAUGUCCACCGAUGGGGCUGCUGGGACUGUCAGUGGCUUUCUUACCAUCAUCAUUGGUAUUUUCCUUCUGCACGCGUUUAAAGAUAUUAACUUUAGCUUAGAUUCUCUUCCUUUGUAUCUGCAUCAUGGACUUCGAGGCCAGGCGUAUGUCGCUUUGCCCACCGAUGAGAGAAUUGAUGAAAGCAGUCUGACUAAAGAAAGAAGUGCAACGUUUUUUCCUGAGAGUUCAGACAAGAGGAGCAAUGGCACCUUUAUUGCCUAGUUAAUAAUGCUUGAUGCUAGUGACUGCAGUGUGCAGCUUAUUUUGCAAACCAUUCACACUGUGAGGGUGCUUUAAUUAGGCUUUUAUUAUGUAUUUUGGGGUACUUUUACAUGAUAAAAAUUGAUUUAAAAUAUUAAAAGUUUUAAUAAUCCAUUAGAUUAACAUAUUAGUUAAGGGUUCCACUUCUAUUAUUUAUAAGUUAAUAAUAAAACAGACAUCUUCCGCCAUAAAUAACAUUAAGAAAGCCUGGGAGGAGGACUCUCAGAUGAUAUGUGGAGUGGCGUUCUCAGUCAGGUUCACUCAUUAUCCAUUUGUGCUCGACAUUCUCUUCCUCAGUUUAAAAUAGUACAUAGAGCUCGUAUAUCUAAAGUUAAAUUAGCUUAAAUGUUUUCUGGUCUACUUUAAUGCAGUGGUUCCCAACCUUCUUUUGCCGGAGACCCACUUUUCCUCUGGAAAAUGUUAUAAGGCCCCGCUCAACAUUUAAUGAUAUUAUCGCUCAUAU